This is a messenger RNA of Laccaria bicolor S238N-H82, 3084 nucleotides long. RefSeq lists its product as uncharacterized. The transcript is spliced from 8 exons. The coding region runs from base 1 to 3084 and encodes 1027 amino acids. The record is from RefSeq and is a predicted model, not a curated record. NCBI's taxonomy places the organism in Eukaryota, Fungi, Basidiomycota, Agaricomycetes, Agaricales, Hydnangiaceae.
AUGAGCAUCGCUCAUGAGGCAGAGGCACGAGGGAUUCCCAUAACGGAUGAUCUCUUCGCAGGGGUGAUGGACUUCAGUGAGGCAGAGAGCAGUGGAUUCACCCGAGGCUUCAUUGUCUUCUGGAUGGCUCAACCUGAUAAUACACGAAAUCGGCAGGAGCUUCAGGUGGCUGCAGAGCAUCUCCUGAAAGGAUGUAGAGAACAUUACUGUGCUGGUGUUACACGUGUCAGCCGUAUCUCUGGUGUCAUUUCACCUGCAAUGGCGGACGUGUUUAUCACACGUGCAUUGGGCCUCUUAAUGCUUCCGACCUCAGCAGAAUUCACUUCACAGGCUUUGCUCCUGGUACGCGAUUUCCCUAAGCUUGCUUCCUGGAUGGAAUGGUGGACACAGCCAGCUCAUGUGUCUAUGCUCUUCGAGUCUGAGAGAAAAAUGGAUAUUGAUCUUUGGGAUUCUCUGCCAGCUGACAAUAACACAGAGGAAGCGAUGCAUUGGAAGCUUUACAGUGCCUGCGGCCGUGAUCAUGAAUUUUUAGAAGGGAUGUACUCCCCUUACAUGCUGUUGCUGUAUAUUAUGAACGCCUUCAUGACGGAGCAACUCAUGAAUAAAUCGAUAGAAGGGAAGCCAAUCUGCUAUGGCAAAGCAGAGAGAUGGAAGAUUGUCAAGGAGAAUAUUGGUCAAACAAAACCCACAUGCUCCGGAAAACCUGCAGAUAAAAAGCGCAAAAAGAAUGAUGGACGCCUGCCAGACACAAACAAGGAACUCUUGGGCACAAAUGUGAAGCAAAAGCAAUUGACAUUGAAAAGCUUCACAAAAAAGGAACCAGAGCCAAAGAAACCAAAGCCAAAGAAACCAGACCCAAAGAUAGCAGAGUCUCCUGCUACCAGUCCUGCUGUUCAAGACCUGCCGAGCUAUCCCUGGUUCAAGAAUUCUUGCUGGCUCAACUCUUCAUUGCAACUUCUCUAUACCACCAUGUGCAGUUCAGUCAAUGAAUUCAAGACUAUUUAUAAUUCACUUCCAGAAAACUCUGCAAUACGCCCAGUAUUUUCUCAUUUGUUGGAGCAGUACGAUCUUGACAAGGCUGAAAAGACUACAUCAACAUUCCUCCAUUGUCAACAGGACUCUCUAUGUACCCACCUGAAGAAAAAGAAGGUUAUUGAGACUGUUAGUGGAUUUGAAUCACUUUUUGCCUGGUUUGCAGAGCUGGUCAAACUGGAGGAAGUGCAUUCAUCCUAUCGUCCAGUUUCCGCUUUCAAAACACUCUUCAUCAAGAUUCACUACUGCACAGGAUCAUCCAGUAUUGGUGGUCCUCAUCUAACACCACAUGACUUCGAACAGUUUCAGGGAGAUUUUGCCCUGUAUUUUGCGGAUUGGGUCUCCCUAAACAAAGAGCAAGUUCCAGCAACUAGGUGCUGGCGCGUCAAGGAGACUGUACCUCUUUGUCUGGGUGCCAGAGAAGAUAUUUGUUAUCUGCUUACUUCUCUCCCACUUCUUUUCACUAUUGAAGUUGGUGACGAGCAUCCAUCUGAGACCAUGCCUCAGGAAUGGGAUUUUCCUUCGACGCUGCUUCCUCAUACCCAAUCUGCGGCAAAUUCUCAUGGACUUGUUUAUGAUCUCAUGGGACUAGCUUUGACCAACGAAGAUGGCAAUCAUUUUAUUGCUCGGUAUGCCUCAGACAACAAGAAGGUCAUCUAUACGUAUGAUGAUUUGAUGAAUAAUGGUCACCCAAUCAGAGACAAACCUGCCAGCUUUGAUACUCAUGUGGCCGGAAAGCAUGUUGACCUACCUCAAAAUUUUGUGGUCUAUCAGGCUUUUUAUUUGCUUCGUGGAGGAGCUGUUGCACAGGAUUUAUUCUUUCAAGUUCGAACAGCUGCCCUCGCCAAGAAAUUCAAUUUGCGAUUCUCAACAAAUAAUCUUGACAGGCUCUUUUCGACGACCUACCACUUGGACCAAUUUGUUGAGCUCGAGAGCAACAAGCGCACCUGGCUUUUGAACCCUUUGAGAUCACGGACCCUCGAGUAUGUUUCUCGUGAUGCACCAGCUGACAUUACUGAGGAAUCUCUGUCUCCAGAGCCUGAGGAAGACCUCGAUAUUCUCCACUAUGAAUGGUACUUAAAUUUGUUCAUUAGAGCGGGGAGAGGCGCGCUAGCGAGACAUGAGCAGUUUUGGUAUCCGGUGCACCUCAUUCAGGCAGUGCAACACGGUUGGAGGGUGCAUUGGUGGAGGGAAAAUCAAUUUCUUGACAAGGAUGAGCCUGCAGCUGGUGGAUUUUCUGUUGUGAAUACCAAGGACAUCGUCGAUUCAUUGUGGAACGACCGAUUGGCAAGACGAGCAAUACAGCUCGGAAAAUGGAAACAUGCCCAGGACAUCGAAACCUCAGAAGACAUUCUCGCGGAUCCAUCUAAAAUACCAUACAGCGAGGAGAUCAACAAAAUCCUCUCACCAUUCAAAAAGCUUCUGAAGAAAUUACUCACAUGCUACAGUCCAGAUGACCUAAAGAGUGAAAUCAUCCCAGCAAGAGAUUGGUUAGAAAACAGCAAAAAGCCUCUUCAAACAAGCUUGGUUCCGUAUUGCGGAGCUCUUUCUAUUGUCAAGAGAGCCCAGAUCACAAAUUGGUUUCUGUGUCACAUCAGCAAAAAUGCAGAGACCUGGCUUGGGCACUUACCACUAGCUCAUGCAUUCACCCUUUACACUGCAGAACAUAUCAAAAAUGAACCCAAGUUGAAGGUACUCACACAGCCAGAAAUCAUCAACAAGGCUUGGAGGAUCCAAUUUACAAGUAUCCCUUCAGUCUUGUUCGACAUUGAUGUUGAAUGCGAGGCCUUGGAGAAUCUGGAGACAGAGAUGUUUGAGGUUUCAAGAGCUGCGGGGAUCACGAGUUAUUAUCAAUGGGGCUUGGAUGCAGGACAUCACCAAGAUUGGGAUCCGUAUGAAAGGAUGGAAGACUUGAAUCACCAGGAUUGUCCUGGAGAUGAUGAUGAUCUUCAGUUUGGACCUGAUUACAUUCACCGCGAAGAGAAAAUACAACUGACAGAAAAGAACUCGCGUCCCAAACCAUGCCCCAGGAUGAUCAAGAAGACCAAAUAG